GAGUCGUUGGAGUCGUCUGCUGGACUUCGCGGGAACCCGGUCGUGGGGGAGUCGAAACAGGACGCCUCCUCCUGCUGUAGCUGUGGACGGGGGCUAUUGGUGGCCGUGGCCGCUCUCCUCGCACUGGGAGCAUUUCUGUUCCGGCAGCCUAUUCGAUGUGACCAGAUCUCCGCCACAUUCUCCUCUGCAUUGGCCCCGGCCAUCGGUGCGCCAGCGCUGACGGUCGCCGAGGUAGCACCCACUGCACCGCCCUUGGUGCCACAGCAGUUCCCAGCGACGCAAGCCGCCCCGCAGCCGCAGCCCGUGUCGCGGCCCACGCUGCCGCUGGAGGCGCCUCCGGCUUUCGUGAUGCGCGGCAAAGAUCCCUGCGUGCCCGUCGGGGGAGCGAAGGUCAUCGUGGGCCCUCGGGAAGAAUUCGAGUAUGUCCCCAGCGCUUUU
Messenger RNA from Symbiodinium necroappetens, 438 nucleotides. NCBI's taxonomy places the organism in Eukaryota, Dinophyceae, Suessiales, Symbiodiniaceae. The record is from the annotation of a GenBank genome assembly.